AUGUCGGAACCUAACAAUACACGUUUCAAUGACGAAGCAGCUACCUGGGACUCCAAUCCCACAAUCCAGGUAGCCACCCGUCUGGCAUUCCAGACUCUCCAACCCAUCAUCCAGAGCCUCUCGGACCAGAACCGUACCCCAGGGUCUGCUGCCCCCUGUCUGGACGUCCUCGAAGUAGGCUGCGGAACUGGCCUUCUCACCGUCCGCGUCGCCCCUCUCGUCCAUGAGAUCGUUGCUGUCGACACCGCGCAGGGCAUGAUCGACAUGUUACAGACCAAGAUCACCACUUCCCCGGUGACUCAGAAUAUCAUCCCUGUGUGUAAACUGCUCCAGGACCCGGAAGACCCCGUCCUUCCGCCUAUGGAUCAAUCUAACCCUGCCGGUCCCCGCCGGAAAUUCGACCUCGUCCUCUCCCACCUCGUCAUGCAUCAUAUCCCUGAUCUUCGGCUGUUCUUGCACACCUUACUAGAUUGUCUAAAGCCGGGUGCGCACGUCGUCUUGACGGAUUUCGAGGACUUCGGACCUGAGGCGAUCAAGUUUCAUCCACCGUCGAAGUUGGACGGGGUCGAGAGACAUGGGAUCCCCCGUGCGUGGAUGGAGGGGUUGAUGCGUGAGGUAGGAUUUCAGGAUGUGAAGGUGUGGGUGGGUUGGAGGUUGGAUAUGGAGGUCGAGGGAUGGGAGGAUGCUGGGAAGGUCAUGCAGUUCCCAUUUUUGGUCUGUGAGGGGGUUCGUCCAUUAUCUGCAUGA
Aspergillus tanneri is the source of this 747-nucleotide messenger RNA. RefSeq names its product class I SAM-dependent DNA methyltransferase. The transcript has a single exon. The record is from RefSeq and is a predicted model, not a curated record. NCBI's taxonomy places the organism in Eukaryota, Fungi, Ascomycota, Eurotiomycetes, Eurotiales, Aspergillaceae. Bases 1 to 747 code for a protein of 248 amino acids.